UCUCAUGUUGUGGCUCCGAGCCCCACGAAGCGGACCAUGCGGCUGUUCACCGUCUCCACGUUGCUCCUGCUUUCCCUCGGCUCAGGGCUGGCUCUGCAGAUCCAGUGCUACCAGUGUGAGGAGAUGACACACGACUGCUCCACGCCAGAGUUCAUAGUCAACUGCACCGUGAACGUGCAGGACAUGUGCCAGAAGGAGGUCCUGGUGAAGGAUGAUGGGAUUCACUACCGCAAGUCCUGCGCCUCGUCGGGAGCCUGCCUCAUCGCCUCGUCCGGCUACCAGCAGUUCUGCACCGGCAAGCUCAACUCUGUGUGCAUCACCUGCUGCAACGCGCCGCUGUGCAACGGCCCGCGGCAGAAGAAACGACCCCAAUCGGCGGCGGCGGCCGUUACCCCGACCGCGCCGCGGCUGCACGUGUUUGCUCUCUCCGUUGUCCUCCUCCUGUCCUCCGCACUGUGCUGA
This is a messenger RNA of Cyclopterus lumpus (lumpfish), 462 nucleotides long. RefSeq names its product ly6/PLAUR domain-containing protein 1-like. NCBI's taxonomy places the organism in Eukaryota, Metazoa, Chordata, Actinopteri, Perciformes, Cyclopteridae. The coding region runs from base 37 to 462 and encodes 141 amino acids. Gene Ontology annotation, biological process: acetylcholine receptor signaling pathway. The transcript is spliced from 3 exons. The record is from RefSeq and is a predicted model, not a curated record. Gene Ontology annotation, molecular function: acetylcholine receptor inhibitor activity.